CAGAUUGGUCGUUAUGCCGACCUCUACUGCCCCCUAGCCCUUUAUUCCAUUAAGCCCCCAGGCGAUUUUUUCGCCUCGAAGGCACGAGCUUUUGGGCUUACUGCAGCGGUGGCUAUUUAUGUGUCUUUUCUGGACUGGUUCCUUUGCCAACCCACCUUCAAUGAACACUUUGAACUGCUCUAUGUGAUGGAAUUAAAAGCAAACCUCCACUUCCACGAUGUCAUCAUCUUUUCAGCGCUCAUCAUCACCAUUCGCAUCCUCAGCCACCUGCUUUGGUCGCUCCUACUUGAGGCAGUUCUUCUCGCCACGCCACUACAAGAACUUGGCAGUGGACUGCUGACCCUCUCACGUCCUUCGCUGGAUUCUUCCUUCUCACUCGCCCCAACUCACAUUUCAGAAAAACGCACCCUUCUCACUUACAUGCGCCCACCCUGGAAACUCCGAUGGGGGGAUGCUUUUUCUUUGGUUCUCUUUCCUCUUUUUUUCACCCUUUUUUCAUGUGAUGGGAGCGACGCUGGCAAUGCGUAUGUGGAUCUCUCCAUCACACUGAGAGAUUUGCUGCAACAGCCCUCGGUCGCCACGAGUGGAACUUCCAGUCCGCUUAUCAACCAGCACAGUGGUAGCAAUUUCCGCGAAAAGCUGAAGCGUCGCUUUGCCAACGGCAAGGCCUGGUGUAGGCGCAGUCCCAGUGUUUUGUCCUCCGCUGGCAAGUCAUCCUUUGAUGAGGAGACCUACGUCCUCCUGAAGGACGUGGAUAGUUCAGACUCAGCGCCGCCCCUACCGCCAAUGCUGCUGUCGAGGACCUACGGUAUGGAGCCGCCGCGUGGACUGCAUCAGCGCACA
Molecule: messenger RNA, 843 nt
Organism: Dibothriocephalus latus
Lineage: Eukaryota; Metazoa; Platyhelminthes; Cestoda; Diphyllobothriidea; Diphyllobothriidae
Source: the annotation of a GenBank genome assembly